UGCCUGCAUAUCGCAUAUAUUGAAUAUUUCGUCGGCAACUUCGUUCAAUAUUUUAUACAUUUGCUUGCUUGUUUUUUUCAGUCUUACAUUGUCGUUCGUUUGUGUUAACAACGCGUUUGUUGCUAGCAAUAAUUCUGCGAUAACAAUUGUUGGAGUUGAUUUUUUGAGUUUUAGGAUUGAUAUAGCGAUAUUAAUUUAGAAAAUAUAUAAAAAUGUCAAAUUCAAAUGAUUCCAAACCGGACAAUUAUCAAAUAAAUGCAAAAAUUUGCGGUUUAGUGGAGAAAUAUCCGUGCAUGUAUGAUCGUUCGCAUCCGCAUUAUUUGAAAAAAGAUGUUGUUGACAAGGCCUGGAUAAAAAUUGCCAAAGAAAUGGAGGAUUCAAUUUCGUCUUGCAAAGAACGUUGGCGCAACAUACGCACGUCAUUUGCACGCUCAAUAAAUGUCAAUAAGGUGCCUGCAAGUGCGAAUCGCACCAAGCCAUAUUACCUACACGAGGAGCUACAGUUUCUGGCUAAACAUAUAACACCUGGUAUACCAGUAUCACGCCGUUCGAAUGCCUCAUACUAUGCAUUCGGUGAGGAGGCUGAAAUAGUGGAAGUGUCAGUUGGUGAAGAAUCGUUUGAUGGUUUUGCUGCUAUGAUACACGAUGAAGAAGAGUCACAGGGUUUACAAAGUAGCACCGACGAAACAAAUGAUUGCAGUAAAUUAGAACUUAAAGCAAAUGUGAACAUUUUACCACAACAUUCACCACAACAAUUAACACAGCAAAUACCGCAACAGUUACCCCAACAGUUAACUGAACAAUUGUCGCAGCAGUUACCUCAACCUACACCACAACAGCUGCCACUCCCACAACUGCCGCCGCAAAUUCAGGCAGCGGUACAGCAAUCAGUGCCAACGUUACCUCCACUUUCACAAUUACAAUUUCGGCAAUCCAUAAUGGAAGACGAACAUGAAGCUGAGGCAACACCUGUUUUACCAAUGUAUCCACUCAAGAAAAGGUUACGUGUUAUGGAACCAAUCAUUCCAGAAGUUGAACGUGAUAUAAAGCCUGCUGAGUUAUCCACUGAUACCGAUUUUGAUGCAAUUUUUCUACAAGGUUUAUUACCCGAAAUGAAAGCUAUGGACUUUCGUCAGAAAAUACAAUUCAAACGUCGCAUUUAUGAAGUUAUUGGUGAAAUCUUUGAAAAUGCACCACACACCACUAGCACCAGCACUAAUGCCGUUGCUAGCACAAGCAAUAAAAUAUCACCAACUACAACCAGUCAAUUAAAUUCAGUUAACAUUCCUCAACCAUCAGUCAAUAAUAGUGAUUUAUCCGUAUUACGUCAGCUAAGCAGAUUAAUUCAAAAUGCUGAACAUAGUGUCAACAAUGUCACAGUACCAAAAAGUGUUCCAUCUAUUUCAUCAACGGUACGUUCUAAUACGCCAGCUACUGCAACAGUUGCGGUACAUCGCGGUGCAGUUACAAGAUCAGGCUCAAGUUUAUUACGUGUUACUAUGGUUAAUCCACAACAGGCAUCUUCGUCAACAUACACCACAACCAAUUCC
Molecule: messenger RNA, 1550 nt
Organism: Teleopsis dalmanni
Lineage: Eukaryota; Metazoa; Arthropoda; Insecta; Diptera; Diopsidae
Exons: 3
Biological process (GO): regulation of transcription by RNA polymerase II
Cellular component (GO): nucleus; transcription regulator complex
Molecular function (GO): DNA binding
Source: RefSeq, a predicted model, not a curated record